This is a messenger RNA of Fraxinus pennsylvanica, 957 nucleotides long. The record is from the annotation of a GenBank genome assembly. NCBI's taxonomy places the organism in Eukaryota, Viridiplantae, Streptophyta, Magnoliopsida, Lamiales, Oleaceae.
AUGGAGGGAUUAGGGGGACAAGUUGAAGGAGGUGGUCAUGAGAAGAAAAGGGAAAGAGCUAGAAUGAUUUGCAAGUGGAGGAAAAAAAGAUUCGGGGCAAGAUGUUCUUUAAACCAAGAAAAGGAGGAAAAGAUUUCUCGGGAUGAAAAUGGAGCACAAUUUGCUUCCAAGGAAAUUGAUGCUGAUCUUGGCAAUGGCUUCAGUAAUUCAUCUACCAGUUUCUUGACCUUUCUAUGCCCCUUGCUAAAACUCUUUUCUGCUGGAGAUCCCUCUCGGGAAAGGAACUACCUACUGGAGGAAACGACAUCGUCGUUAGCUUCUUUGGCAAGGCUUCCAUGGGGAUCAAGAUCACAGUUUAAUAGUUUAAGCAGCCAAAAGAAAGUAGAUCCUCCACUGCGUUUGCAACUCUUUGAAUUUGAGGCAUGCCCGUUUUGCAGGAGGGUUAGAGAAGCCAUAACCGAGCUUGAUCUUUCUGUAGAGAUCUAUCCAUGCCCAAAGGGUUCGGUAAGACACAGGGAAAUGGUUAGAAGACUAGGUGGCAGAGAACAGUUUCCUUUCCUUUUUGACCCCAACACUGGAAUUUCUAUGUAUGAAAGCAGUGACAUUGUAAAAUACUUAUUUCAACAAUAUGGUGAAGAAAGGAGUCCCUCAUUUGGCCUGUUGGAAAGCACCUUGGUCACUGGAUGGGUGCCAACUCUACUUCGAGCAGGAAGAGGAAUGACGUUUUGGGAUAAUUCCACCAAAGAACCACCUCCAAGAAAAUUGGAACUUUUCUCAUUCGAAAACAAUCCGUAUGCACGAAUAGUGCGUGAAGCACUUUGUGAGUUAGAGCUUCCAUACAUACUUCAAAGUGUAGGUGAAGGGUCGGGACGCACAAAGCAACUUCUUGAUAUGUGUGGAUCGGAACAGGUUCCUCACCUUGUUGACCCCAACACUGUGCAGCCACUGGUGAUGUAG